This is a messenger RNA of Aspergillus sclerotioniger CBS 115572, 2268 nucleotides long. RefSeq names its product C6 zinc finger domain protein. The record is from RefSeq and is a predicted model, not a curated record. Lineage: Eukaryota; Fungi; Ascomycota; Eurotiomycetes; Eurotiales; Aspergillaceae. Gene Ontology annotation, cellular component: nucleus. Gene Ontology annotation, molecular function: transcription cis-regulatory region binding; zinc ion binding; DNA-binding transcription factor activity, RNA polymerase II-specific. Gene Ontology annotation, biological process: DNA-templated transcription; regulation of DNA-templated transcription. The coding region runs from base 1 to 2268 and encodes 755 amino acids. The transcript is spliced from 3 exons.
AUGUCGAAGACACCCACAAUGCUCCCUGACGACCCCAACGCCUUAUCACAGGCGGCGACCGCACAGCAGUUGAACCGAUCUUGCGAAUCGUGUCGAGGACUCAAAGUCCGUUGUUUACCCGAUCCCUCGACGCCAAACCAGUGCCAGCGAUGCGCCAAAGCCAACAGGACCUGUGUCUUCGUGGCGCCCCAAAGACGGCGACCGCGCAAGCGGACAGAUUCUCGGGUGGCACAGCUGGAAAGAGAAAUGCGGCAGAUGCGCUCUCUACUGAAGGAUAGGUUACGGGUGGAUGAGAGCAGCGCAGAAAGCGUAGACAGCGAGGGGGAGGACUCAGGAGAACCCGACCUAGGACCAAAUUUUAACGAUCCCAUGUCCGCCGACACAGGUCCUCCGAGCAGCGCAUCGGGAUCGGCCAGGCCCAUGGAGUUGUCACCCAGCUUCCCAUCAACCUCCCCAUACCAAAGUACCACCUUCGACAAUUGUGCCGCGCCCGGUUCAGCUGCCAAUCCUGUCUCAACAAGCUACUCGCUUGAAAAAAUACUGGAGAGUGAUGUCGUGGAUCGGGGGCUGAUCUCGCUGGAGUAUGCCAACGAUUUAGUCGCCUUCUUUGUCACCGAGCUCACGGCGUUUGCUCCAAUCGUCGUAUUGCCGCCGGAUACAACCGCCUCCCAACUGCGUUGUUCGAAACCGGUGCUCUUUCUCUCUGUUAUUGCCGCAGCUGCGGUCUCCCUGGAUGCCAACCUAGCCGCCGUACUCAACCGCGAGCUGAUCCGAGUUUAUGCAGAACGCUUCUUUAUCGGCGGAGAAAAGUCCUUGGAGUUAGUCCAAGCCUUGUUGAUCAUGAUUGUCUUCUAUUUCCCGCCCGAUUCGCCUCUGAAAUUGCAAUUUUAUCAAUACACCCAUAUAGCUGCCACCAUGGCUCUGGAGAUCGGCUUGGCUUCAAAAUGCCGAGUAUCCCCAAACUCCAACCGCAGGACGAACAGAAAAGCGGCAUAUGAUGAGUCAAUGGCGGAACAAGCGAGGGCAAUCUUGAUCUGUUAUCAUCUGACGUCCAUUGUUGCGAUGAAAACGCGCCGACCCAAUUUGCUUCUUUAUAACGACUGGAUGAGCGAGUGCGUGAAGCACUUGGAACGCUCACCAAAUGCAGUCGACAGACACUUGGCCACCUGUUUCGAGGUCCAAAGGAUAGUUGAUGAAGCGAUGACUUCCUUUGGGCUCGACGACACCAGCUCAACCGCUCCGCUCACAGAGUCACGACUCCAAGCCAUCCUGAGGUGGUUCGACAACCGGAUGCAGUCGUGGAAAAAGGACCUAUCCAUGGACAUGCACACAGUUCCUAUGAACUUCGAGUACCAUUAUACCAACCUUGCUAUCUAUGAGCUUGCUAUCGGCGAGGGCUACCGAGAUCCGGAUGCAAUCAAGCAACAGUACUAUACUCUCCCAUCGCCAGAUAGCGGUGACACAUUAGCCAGCACGCCGGUCAGUGCGGUGCGCGUAGACUUCACCAUCAAGUGGAUGAACGCAGCCCACGAGAUGCUCGACUUUUUCCUUGAGUGUGACACGGAGAUGUUGCGAAAGAUCCCUAAUCUAAUCUACACCCGGGUAGGAGUGGCAGUCAUGUCUCUGCUGAAAAUUUAUUACUCCGUUCGAACCGGUGCGCUGGGAGAGUUUGUGACUGCUGAGACUGUAAAUGUCGACAAAUAUUUGGACGCAAUGAGCAAACGGCUGGCAGAGGCAAGCGGUGGCCAGAAGUACAAAAUCCCCAGUCGAUGGUAUUUGGUGGUCGCCAUUAAAGCCCGAAGUUGGUAUGACCGCUUUCAGCAGCAACAGAUGCAGAGAAACCCCGGGCUCAUUUCUCAAAUGACCGCCGUCACACAGGUAUCUCCGAGCCAUAUCCCUGCACAGCAUCAGAACCCGCUGCCAUUUGACCCAUCCCAGCCACAUGCGUCGCUAGGAAUGAAAGCUGAGUUCUCGCCCAUGGUCCCUUUCAAUACCAUGGGAACGAGUUAUGGUGUAUCACCAGCGACGGAUCGGAUGUGGCCAUCCGACCAGAGUGGAUUCCACAACAUGGUCAACAUGAACCAAUUCGCCGGCUACCAGCCUUCCAUGAUGCCUUCUCCUCAGUAUGGCUAUGAUGUCCAGCAGCAGAGGACGCCUCCAGGGGGCAGUCCGCAGGGCAAUCCAUCAUUUGCGAAAAUGAGCAUGGAGCUUGAUGAAUGGAUUCCGGAUGGUAGUAUUUUCGCGAUGCCCAGCUUGCCUGGGUUUUAG